Clavispora lusitaniae ATCC 42720 is the source of this 1698-nucleotide messenger RNA. Its product is annotated as Amino acid permease family protein. Gene Ontology annotation, cellular component: membrane. Gene Ontology annotation, molecular function: amino acid transmembrane transporter activity. The record is from RefSeq and is a predicted model, not a curated record. NCBI's taxonomy places the organism in Eukaryota, Fungi, Ascomycota, Pichiomycetes, Serinales, Metschnikowiaceae. Gene Ontology annotation, biological process: amino acid transmembrane transport.
AUGGUGAACUUAAAACCUUCAGGUUCCAGGCCUAGCAUUUUCCGCAGCAACUCCACUUACUUGGACUUGGAGAUUUCCCACUCACGUAUUGUCAACGUUGAUGAAAAGGGAAACAUUGUGUCAGAAAGCAACUCAUUGGAAUCAUUUGAUGAAGAUGACUUGCAAAAAGGCUUGAAAAAUAGACAUGUUCAAUUAAUCGCGUUGGGUGGUGCUAUCGGCACAGGUCUUUUCGUCGGUUCUGGUUUGGCCUUGUACCAAACUGGACCUGCUGCCCUUUUCUUGUCCUAUAUUAUCUUGUCUGGUGUUGUUUGGUUUGUGAUGAACAUGUUGGCUGAAAUGGCCGCUUUCCUUCCUGUUCCAGGUGCUGGAGCUCAACAGUUUGUCAAUGACUUUUUGAGUCCAUCGUUUGGGUUCGCUAUUGGUUACAACUACUGGUACGGGUUUGCUAUUCUUGUAGCCGCCGAGAUUGUGGCUGCUGCCAUUGUCAUCCAAUAUUGGACAGAAAAAGUGAAUAUUGCCGUUUGGAUCUCAAUUCUUUUAGCGCUUAUUCUCAUCUUGAAUUUAUGUCCCGUCAAGUUUUAUGGAGAAGCAGAAUUUUACUUCGCCAGUAUCAAAUUGCUUGCCAUGACUGGUUUGAUCAUUUUAGGUGUUGUUCUUUUCUUUGGUGGUGGACCAAAUCACGACAGAUUGGGUUUCAGAUAUUGGAAGAACGGCAAUGCUUUCAAGGAGCAUUUGACUGGAGGAUCUACAGGUAGAUUCCUCUCUGUUUGGACAGCCAUCAUUAAGGCAGGUUAUUCUUUUAUUAUGAGUCCCGAAUUGAUUGUUGCAUGUUCUGGUGAAGUUCGUGAUGCACGCAGGGUCUUACCUAAAUGUGCUAAUCAAUUUAUCUACCGUUUGGCCUUCUUUUACAUUUUAGGUUCGUUGGUGAUUGGUGUCAUUGCUGAUUCGAACAGCAAAAGAUUAACCAGUUCUGCUGGAAAUGCUAAUGCUUCUCCAUUCGUGCUUGGAAUCCAAAACGCAGGGAUCCACGUAUUGAACCAUAUUGUCAAUGCUGUUAUCUUGACCUCUGCCGCCUCGGCAGGUAAUUCCUUCUUUUACGCUGGCUCUAGAACGUUGUAUUCUCUUUCCAAGAAAGGAUUAGCUCCUAAGUGUUUGAGAACAGUCAACAGAUUCGGCAUUCCAUACUACUCGGUUGGCAUUACUUUUGCAAUUGCAUGCUUAUCGUACUUGAACGUGUCUAGUUCCUCCACUCAAGUGUUCACUUGGUUCUCUAACAUUACUACCAUUUCUGGUUUCAUCAACUGGAUUUUUGUCUCCAUGGCAUAUCUUAGAUGGAAGAAAGCUAUCGUCAUCCACAAUCUUGAAGAUAGAGUUCCCUACAAGACUGGUCUUCAACCUUUUGGUGCAUACUUUGUAAUCAUUUUCAUUUCGAUUGUUUGCAUCACCAAUGGUUAUGCUGUCUUUUUUGAUUUCAAUGGAAGUGAUUUUGUUGCCGCUUACAUCACCUUGCCCAUCGUCUUUUUCCUUUAUGUUGCUCACAGAAUUUAUUCAUACUUUUACUUGGGUGAUAAGGAGUGGUUCACUGCAUACGAAAACUUCGAUUUCAGCAAGCUUGAAUUGGUUGAGGAAGAGGCAAGAUCCAUUCCCCCCAGAAUUCCUAAGAACAUUUGGGAAAAAAUUUACUAUGCGAUUCUUUAG